Molecule: messenger RNA, 1131 nt
Organism: Dermatophagoides farinae (American house dust mite)
Lineage: Eukaryota; Metazoa; Arthropoda; Arachnida; Sarcoptiformes; Pyroglyphidae
Source: RefSeq, a predicted model, not a curated record
CAUUACAUUCACAACAAUCAUCAACAUCGAGAAAUUAUCAUCGGAAAAACACACCAAAUUAUUAUGAAUAUCGAAAUACGUUGAAAAAAUAUAGUUCAUGUUCAACAAUUUUUAUUGAUGAUAGUACGGUUAGCCAUCCGAAUCUAAAGAAUAUGAUUAAAUGUGUUUCGAUGGCUAUCUAUUAUCAUAUACAUAAUCGUUCAUCUGAAGUUGUUCUCGAUAUAUUUGAUGAGAAAAUCUAUCCAUUAGAGAAUCUAUCAAACAAUAGCAAUAUACCGGUUGAACCUGAUUUUCGUACGAUAUAUCGUUUUAUACGUACAUUAUUUAAUGCAGCUCAAUUAUCAUCUGAAUGUGCCAUUAUAACACUUGUUUAUCUGGAACGAUUACUUACAUAUGCUGAAAUUGAUAUUGUACCAUGUACAUGGCGUCGUAUUGUUUUAGGUGCAAUAUUACUUGCAUCAAAAGUAUGGGAUGAUCAAGCUGUAUGGAAUGUAGAUUAUUGUCAAAUACUUCGUGAUAGUUCUAUUGAUGAUAUGAAUGAAUUGGAACGUCGAUUUCUUGAAAUGAUACAAUUCAACAUAAAUGUUCCAUCAAGUGUUUAUGCAAAAUAUUAUUUUGAAUUACGUGAAUUAGCGGAAAAAAACGAUCUCCUUUCAAAUCCAGCUACACAAUUAGCUGAACAAUUAACUGAACAACGUGCAUUUAAAUUGGAAGCAUUAUCAAGGCUAUCGGCUGUUGAUAAUCAACAUUCACAAUUUAUAAAUCUAAGAAAAGAUUUACGAAAAUGGUCAAGUCAAAACAGUGUAACAUUGUUUCAAAGGAAAAGUUUAGCUAUUAUUUCCUGAUGAAAAAAAUCAUAUCCAAAAAAAACAAAUAAUGACAAACUGACCAAUCAACCAACUACUAAUUAUUCAUUAUUCAUUAUUAUGCCCCUGUCAAUUUGCCAAGUCAUACUUCACUGCAUUGCAUUUUUUUUAUAUUAUCAUCAUUCAGUCAUCAUUUAUACACACAUCACACAUACUGCUAAUGCAAAUAUAUAACUUAUAAGAAGAAAAAAAAAGUAUUUCUAUAAUUAAUGAAAACUUAACACUUUAAAAAAAAACUGAAAUACAAUCUAGUAAUCUUGAUGAA